UUGGCGAAAAAGUAUAAAACGUCAUUAUAGAUAUUAUAUUAGUGAUUCAGUAUAUUUUAUGUCUUUUAAAUGGAAACUUUAAGGUGGUCAUUUCAGAUAGUGUUGUCAAUAUCCUCUAAAAUGUGGAAAUAUGUUUGUUUUCAAUUCAGAAAAUGUACUAGGAAAAUUCUUCAGCACCAAGUUAUAAGAUAUGAUAUAGUUCCUUUAUCACCAUUAUCGAAACAUAGGUUAAGCAUUGUUAAAAGAAAAAUUCUUGUUCUGGAUUUGGACGAAACGUUAGUACACUCACAUCAUAAUGGUGUCGCCAGACAAAUAGUAAGACCAAAAAUGCCGCCUGAUUUUAUAUUGGACAUUGAAAUUGAGAGGCAUCCUGUUCAAUUUUUUGUGCAUAAGAGACCACACGUUAGCUAUUUUUUAGAUAUAGUGUCCAAAUGGUACGAAUUAGUGAUUUUUACUGCAAGCAUUCAAGCAUACGGUACAGAAGUAGCCGAUAUAUUAGACGCUGGUAAAGGUAUCCUAUCGAGAAGAUUUUACAGGCAACAUUGCACACAAGAAAUUGGUUCCUAUACUAAAGAUUUAAGUACUGUCAGUGAUGAUCUUUCUAGCAUUUUCAUAAUAGAUAAUAGUCCAGGUGCAUAUAGAGCAUAUCCAAAUAAUGCAAUUGCUAUAAAGUCAUGGUUUUCUGAUCCGACAGAUAUAGCUUUACUGAAUCUUCUACCGUUACUAGAUGCUCUCAGGUUCACGUCAGAUGUGAGAUCUGUAUUAUCGAGAAAUUUACAUUUGAACAAACUGUCAUAGAAUAUAAAAGUGUCUGUGUGAAAUUGUACCAAUUGCUUUCCUGCCGCUAGUUGUAUACUGAUCAAUAGAAAAGAGUAAAUAUUACUUUGUCUUAAGAGAAAAUAUUUUUUAAUAAAAAG
Molecule: messenger RNA, 917 nt
Organism: Diabrotica virgifera virgifera (western corn rootworm)
Lineage: Eukaryota; Metazoa; Arthropoda; Insecta; Coleoptera; Chrysomelidae
Product: CTD nuclear envelope phosphatase 1A-like
Exons: 1
Coding region: 70-798 (242 amino acids)
Molecular function (GO): protein serine/threonine phosphatase activity
Source: RefSeq, a predicted model, not a curated record